AUGACACGUCGGCAGUUGAACCUCCCGCCCCAGAGCCCGCAUCUAAGCGUCCGCGCCGGGCGCCUCCAAAUGAAUCGACGCCGCUGCUGCCGGACGCACCGCCUGCCGCGGCGCGUCCUCUCCCUCUGCAUUGCCAUCGCAGUGUAUUACGUCAAGGCUGUACGGCCUGCAUCCGAGGAGCCGGUCAUCGAAGACGCUGUGAAGACGAUUGCUGCGGCCCUCAAGGUCAGUCGACCGACAGUGAAGAAUGUUCUGGCAGAGGUCGAAGAGUGCUUCAAGAACGGGACCCAGUUCUUGGGCAAGCGAAAGCCUGGGUCGGGCGGCCACAACAAGUUGUAACACACCCAGUCAGUCAUACACGCAGACGCGUAGGACGCAUCGUAUCGAAUGAGCAUCCCAUUAGAUCGUAAUACAUUUUUGACACUUUAACGUAAAGCGCCAAAUAAUGGUUCUGAG
This is a messenger RNA of Saprolegnia parasitica CBS 223.65, 456 nucleotides long. RefSeq lists its product as hypothetical. NCBI's taxonomy places the organism in Eukaryota, Oomycota, Saprolegniomycetes, Saprolegniales, Saprolegniaceae. The transcript is spliced from 2 exons. The record is from RefSeq and is a predicted model, not a curated record. The coding region runs from base 1 to 339 and encodes 112 amino acids.